GAUAAAUGAAAUUAUAUUAACUUUUAAUAGUUUAACUAUAUAUUUUAAUAAAUUAAUAAAAACAAAUAAAAAAUGGCAAAUAAUAGUGCUUUAUUUUUUAAUUCUAUAUUAAAAAAUAAAAUAUUAUUGGGUAUAAUUGCAUCCACAAUGAUGUUAUUGACAAUAGGUUUAUUUAAAUCAAUAAAGCCACCUCCAACACCACCCGAAAAUAGCGAUAAAGCCAAUAAUAAUAAUGAUAAUAAAAAUGAUAAAAAUAAUAAAAAUAAUAAUAAUAAUAAAAAUAAUUCAAACAAUAAAGAAUCAGGAAAUAAUAGUAAAAAAGAAGAGGAUGAAUUUUUGCAAGAUUUAAAGAAAGAAAUUAAUAACAAAAACAAUGAUAAAAAUAAUAAAAAUAAUAAUAAUAAAACCAAUAUAAAUAAUAAGAAUAAUAACAUAAGCAAUAAAGUUGAUAAAUCAAACCCAGAUUAUAUUUUUUUACCUCAUCAAGUUUUAUAUCAAAUAUUUGAACAUAUUUCACCAGAAGAUUUCUUAAAUUGUUCAGUUUUAAAUAAAAAAUGGAAUCAGGUUAUUUCUAAAUUAGAUAAAUGUUGGUUUCAAUUUUCCUUUGAUAGAUGGAAUAUAGUCGAAGAAACAACUUUAACAUAUAAAGAAUCAUUUAAAAAGAAAUUUUUAGAAGAAAAGAAAAGAUUAGGAUUUAAACCAAAUGAUUAUAUUAUAACAAUUCAUAGUGAAUGUGCAGAUUUUACAGAGCCAGGAAGAUGGUUACCAGAAAGAAUUAUAAAUCCAAAACAAUUUUGGAAAAAGAGAUUUUUAGAAGAAUUAUCCAAAUAUUUAACAAUGACAGCAUUUAUGUUGAACAACGAGGAGGAAAAUGAAGAAGAGGAGGAAGAAGAAGAAGAAGAAGCUAAUUUAGAUAAUAAAUCAGUUACUGGCACAAUUGUAUUAAAAGGUAAAAUCAAUACCGUUAUUGGUGUAUGGAGAUUUAUAAAUAAAGAAGAUGCUCAAUUAAAAUUUAAAGGCCAAAAAUGGUUAGAAAAACAUUGGACCGCAGAGGACUGUCAAUUUACUGGUGAUGUAGUAGGUUAUUUUAAUUUUUCAUUAUUCCCAUUAGCUAGCGACGAUGAAAUUUUCCAACAAUACAAAUCACCAAUAAUAGAAUUUUUAAGACUACUUACCUAUGGAACAAGAGGAACAUUAACAAGAUUGAAGACUGGCUAUGGUAUGCACUCAAUAGUCUAUGAACAAUGUAAAUUAAAAUCAGUAUUUGGUAAAUAUGGUAUGAAUGAUGGUGAUGCAUUAUUAGAUACUUCACUCGAAAGCAAUUAUAUUAUUCAACUUAUCGAAGAAAUUCAAAACUUUUUAGACAAAAGAGGCAUAGGUGUAAAUAGUGAUGGUAAUGAUGGAAGUGGGGCUAAAGUUACAUAUACAGAUAGAACAUCUCAUAAUCCAAUUCGUUGUACUGGUCACCUUCCAGACGAAGCCUUGCAAUUAGAAAUUGGAAUUUGGAUAUAUAAUGGUUUAAUACUUUCAAAUAAAAAACUAUGGAAUCGUAAAUUAGAAGACUAAAAUAUAUUUAAAGAAAUAUAAAUAUUCAUUUAAUUUAUAUUAAUAAACUUAUUAUUUUAUUUAUUUUAAUUUUU
This is a messenger RNA of Dictyostelium purpureum, 1640 nucleotides long. RefSeq lists its product as uncharacterized. The record is from RefSeq and is a predicted model, not a curated record. Bases 73 to 1566 code for a protein of 497 amino acids. Gene Ontology annotation, molecular function: protein binding. NCBI's taxonomy places the organism in Eukaryota, Evosea, Eumycetozoa, Dictyosteliales, Dictyosteliaceae. The transcript has 4 exons.